AUGGUCCGAAGAUGUUCUAAACAGACAGAGAAGGUUAUUGAAAAUGCCAGUGGCAUAGCAGCUUUGUUACUUUCUAAGGUGAGGACUGCACAUUCAAGGUUUGGAAUACCCAUUCAUGUUACCGAAGAUUCAAUGUGUAGAGGAAUAGAACCUAAUAGAUCCUUGGCAGACCUCAUUAAAAGAACUAAGCUUAUCAUUUGGGAUGAGGCUUCAAUGACUACCAAGCAUUGCUUUGAAGCCCUGGAUAAGAGUUUACGCGAUGUCAUUCGUUGUCCUAACGGUAAACCAUCUAAGUUAUGCUUUGGCGGCAAAGUUGUUAUCUUUGGUGGUGAUUUUAGGCAAGUUCUGCUAGUGAUCCAAAAGGGUACGAGACAUGAUAUUGUGUUCGCUACACUCAACUAUUCAAAUAUUUGGAAUGAUUACAAGGUGCUACGGCGUACAAAGAACAUGAAAUUGCUACCAGGAUUAGCUAAUGUUGAUGAACUACAAGAAUUUUUAUAUUGGAGUUUCAAAGUUGGGGAUGGGAAGCUUGGAAGACCUAAUGAUGGAGAGACUAUUAUAGAUAUACCCCAAGAUUUAUUAAUAAAGGAUGCAUAUGAUCCAAUAGCUGCAAUAGUUGAUGCAACAUAUCCUGCAACAUAUCUAUUCAACUGA
Amaranthus tricolor (Joseph's coat) is the source of this 654-nucleotide messenger RNA. RefSeq lists its product as uncharacterized. The transcript has 2 exons. The coding region runs from base 1 to 654 and encodes 217 amino acids. Lineage: Eukaryota; Viridiplantae; Streptophyta; Magnoliopsida; Caryophyllales; Amaranthaceae. Gene Ontology annotation, molecular function: DNA helicase activity. Gene Ontology annotation, biological process: DNA repair; telomere maintenance. The record is from RefSeq and is a predicted model, not a curated record.